UAUACUACUAUAGUAUUACACUUGCCCCAACUCAACUCAGGGAAGCUUCAUCACCUCUUCAAACCCCACUCCCAAUCCCACUCAGUCCCUCUCUCCCCCUCUCUCUCUCUCCUUCCCCACACACAAACAGCCACUCGUCACCUCCCCCACCCUCCGGUUCAUGUCCUGUUGCUCCCCAUGUCGCCCCCACUCGAGCUCGACUACAUAGGCCUCUCGCCGCCGGCGGCAGCAGCCGCCGGUUCCUCCGACGAUCUGAAGGGCACCGAGCUCCGCCUCGGUCUGCCGGGUUCCGAGUCACCGGACCGCCGCGUGCCGGUCGCCGCCGCUGCGACCACCCUAGACCUGCUCCCAGCCAAGGGCGCCAAGCGCGGGUUCUCCGACGAGGCUCCUCCACCGCCGCCCGCUGCCGCUGCCGGGAAGGGCAAGAAGGUGGCGGAGGAAGAGGAGGACAAGAAUGUGGCAGCGACCCCGCAUCCGGCCGCGAAGGCUCAGGUGGUGGGAUGGCCACCAAUCCGCAGCUACCGCAAGAACACGAUGGCGACCAACCAGCUGAAGAGCAGCACUGAGGAUGUUGAGGCCAAGCAGGGCCAGGGGUUCCUCUACGUCAAGGUCAGCAUGGAUGGCGCGCCGUACCUUAGGAAGGUCGACCUCAAGACUUACAAGAACUACAAGGACCUCUCGAUCUCACUCGAGAAAAUGUUCAGUGGCUUCACUACUGGCAAGGAUGGCUUAUCUGAGAACUGCAAGGAUGGUGAAUAUGUUCUGACUUAUGAAGACAAGGAUGGAGAUUGGAUGCUCGUUGGUGACGUCCCAUGGGAGAUGUUUGCUGAUUCUUGUCGUAGGCUCAGGAUCAUGAAAGGUUCAGAUGCUAUUGGACUUGCUCCAAGAGCAGCUGAUAAGUCCAAGAACCGCAACUAGAAUGGUUGCUUCCUACAGUCAAAAGCAAGUUGGAGAUCCAAUGACUGUAGGGCUCUUUCUGAAAACCGAAAAGUCUAACUGUUUUAAGAUAAAUUCUGCAUUACGGUCUGUACCACAUGGUUUGCAGUUACGCAAGAACACCCUGUCUCAUUAUGUUAGCUUCGCAAAAAUCUUCUAUGGACUUCUAUUCGAUUGUGUCCAAGUCUUUGUAUUUGUGCUAUUCCUAUUCGUGUAAAUGGUUUGGUACAAUGUACGCUACUAAUAUGAUUGUGCACUCCUACCUAUUUUGCAAAA
Molecule: messenger RNA, 1212 nt
Organism: Phragmites australis (common reed)
Lineage: Eukaryota; Viridiplantae; Streptophyta; Magnoliopsida; Poales; Poaceae
Product: auxin-responsive protein IAA17-like
Exons: 5
Coding region: 178-918 (246 amino acids)
Biological process (GO): regulation of DNA-templated transcription
Cellular component (GO): nucleus
Molecular function (GO): protein binding
Source: RefSeq, a predicted model, not a curated record